This is a messenger RNA of Opisthorchis viverrini, 339 nucleotides long. RefSeq lists its product as hypothetical. The record is from RefSeq and is a predicted model, not a curated record. NCBI's taxonomy places the organism in Eukaryota, Metazoa, Platyhelminthes, Trematoda, Opisthorchiida, Opisthorchiidae. The transcript has 3 exons. The coding region runs from base 1 to 339 and encodes 112 amino acids.
AUGGUUCAAUUCGAACGAAUAGUUCAGCAGAUUGGAAUGAACAUGUCAUGGAGGAAUCUGGGGUCCGGUGGGGAGUUUCUCGUACUUUCAGCUAGCGGAACGAGCGGGCUAAAGUGUAUGGUCAAAAGAGGGGAGGGAAUAGCGGCGAAUAUCACGGAUUCACGGAUUGAUACACAGGAUCAAGGCAUUUGCCCAAGCUUCCCGGGUCGGUUUUGUUCUUGUCGGCCAGUGGCUGUCGUUCACCUGAAAGGCACAAGUAGCACUAAUACAGAGGCUGCCCGAAAAGCGCACGGUCAAAUAAACCGCAAGCCACCUCAGAGGACUCGUCGUCUUCUGUAA